UUCACGUUCCUGCCACCACGUAAUCCAAUCCCCCUCUUUCUCUCUCUCUCUCUCCUCCACAGUCCAUCCUCAAAUUCAUGGGAGGACUCAGAUCUCUGUUCAAGAAGAAGAAACAACAACACCAGGAGCCUGACAGCGACAGCAUCCCAAGCGCAAUGGCAUCAUCUCGAAUGGAGGAGGAGCUGCAGAAGGUGUUCAAGAAAUUCGACGCGAACGGGGACGGGCGCAUCUGCGCGGAGGAGCUGGGGGCGAUCAUGAGCAGCCUGGGGCACCCGGCGUCGGAGGAGGAGCUGCGCGGGAUGAUCCGCGAGGCGGACGGCGACGGCGACGGCUUCAUCGACCUCCGCGAGUUCAUCGACCUCAACAACACCAACGUGGACGAGGUGCACGAGACCCUAUGCCACGCCUUCCAGAUCUUCGACGCCGACAACAACGGCACCAUCUCCGCCGACGAGCUCCACAGGGUCCUCCGCAGCAUCGGCGAGGACUGCUCGCUCGACGACUGCAAGAGGAUGAUCAGCGGCGUCGACAUCGACGGCAGCGGCACCAUUGAUUUCCAUGAGUUUAAGCUCAUGAUGACCAAGGGCGCCCGCUUUGACCAUUCCAAAUCCGAAUGAUUUUUGCUGAUCCGAUCUCCAUAAUUUUACAUUUUCUUUUUUUCUUUUUUUUUUUUUUGGUGCUGAUUCUCUGGUAAUGGGUAUUUAAUUAAGAUUUUAAUUUUUUUUAUCUUUUUAGUUUUUGUUUUGUUGAAACUUUUUUGUCGGGACAAUAUAUGAUACGGUGAAAUUAAUUUGGUUUUGAAUUUAGGUUGUUAAUGAUUGUAGAAAUGUUGAUUAGAUUGUGUCUGGGCUUCUUGUUCGUCAUUCGAUUCAACCAACUGAAUGAAAAUGAUUUUGCAUGUUUGUCUA
Salvia hispanica is the source of this 908-nucleotide messenger RNA. The record is from RefSeq and is a predicted model, not a curated record. Lineage: Eukaryota; Viridiplantae; Streptophyta; Magnoliopsida; Lamiales; Lamiaceae.